AUGAAUUUCGACAAUACAAUGACCGGAGCCAAGCAAGUGUCAAGAUCCGAAUUAAAAUCGAGGGACUUUGUUCCGCGGGGGAACAAGUCGUCAUCUCCCUUCAAUACCACCCUGUACCUGAGUCUACGUGCCGUGGACUGCUACUGGCAAUACCUAGUCCUCUCCCAAGCCUAUGGGUCGGCACUCAUCAAAUUGCUUGGCGGCAGCAUCGUUGCGACUCCAGAACCGUAUGCAGGCACUCCACACUUUGAUGCUCUCGGCCUGUCUGGGUACAGACUUGGAUUGCUUGCCAUGAACGUCAUUGCCGCAGCCAAGCACUUUUGGUUUGUGCUCAAUGUCGCUGAAGAGGCCUGGACCCUGACAGGCGCCAUCGUCGUCGGGCUCGACAACAUUCUCUUCGACACGCUCAACAAUUUCCUCUUCCUCUGCGCUGCCACUUCGGCAACUUCUCAGGCUGCUGGAGAGAGCACGUGGAAUCCAUAUCUGGCCGCCGGCUUCGCUCUCUUCGUCAUCGGCAUUGCGGCCGAGUGCACUUGCGAAGUCAACCGUGGGCAGUUCAAGCUCAACCCCCAGAAUAGCGGAAAACCAUACACGAGCGGACUCUUCGCCAUCGUGAGACACCCAAACUACACCGCCUUUACCGUUUGGCGAGCCGGGCUGGCAGUUGCAACAAGCGGCGCGACCUACGGCAUCUUGAUUGCCACGUUCUUCAUGUGGGACUUUUCCAACCGGGCUGUUCCGGCGCUGGACGAGUACUGCUCCAAGAGGUAUGGGGAUAUGUGGGCCGAUUAUAAGCAGAAAACACGCUGGACCUUGAUCCGCUAUGUACUCUAG
Metarhizium brunneum ARSEF 3297 is the source of this 834-nucleotide messenger RNA. RefSeq lists its product as uncharacterized. Gene Ontology annotation, molecular function: oxidoreductase activity, acting on the CH-CH group of donors. Gene Ontology annotation, biological process: lipid metabolic process. Gene Ontology annotation, cellular component: membrane. The record is from RefSeq and is a predicted model, not a curated record. Lineage: Eukaryota; Fungi; Ascomycota; Sordariomycetes; Hypocreales; Clavicipitaceae.